AACUGCACGCAGCGGGACUUUUGUUGCUGAAAAGAAAGGGAGGAAAGCGUUGGAUGUGUAGAGAAAUUAUUUAUCUAGUGGCUAGCAAGUUUUCACGUCCCUUUCCACAAGUAGGAUAACUUUAAAUAUUCGAAAUGAUAGACAUGGUUGAAAGGGAGGACCCUAUUAUUAGCGAGGAAGAGGCUGCCCAAUAUGAUCGGCAGAUUCGACUGUGGGGUCUGGAUGCACAAAAAAGGCUGCGAGGAUCACGUGUGCUGCUGGUGGGCCUCAAGGGCUUGGGGGCAGAGGUCGCAAAAAACCUCAUCCUGGCAGGAGUGAAGGGGUUAACCAUGCUGGACCAUGAGCAGGUGACGGAGGAGUCCAGCCGAGCCCAAUUCCUGAUCCCGGUGGGCUCCGACGGGCAGAACCGGGCCCAGGCCUCACUGGAGCGGGCGCAGUACCUCAACCCCAUGGUGGAGGUGAAGGCGGACAUGGAGAGUGCUGAGUCCAAGCCGGACGAGUUCUUCCUGCAGUUCAACGCGGUGUGUCUGACCGGCUGCUCCCGUGACCUCAUGGUGCGCGUGGACCAAGUCUGCGCCCAGAGGAACGUGAAGGUCUUCUGUGGAGACGUCUUUGGUUACCACGGCUACAUGUUCUCCGACCUGGGCCCGGAGCACCACUAUGUGGAAGAGAAGCCCAAGGUGGCGAAGCCUGCACAGGAGACCAAUGAUGGGCCCGAGGCCAAGAAACCGAAGGUGGACCCCAACGAGACCACCAUGGUCAAAAAGACAGCCAGUUUCUGUCGCCUGAAGGAGGCUCUGGAAGUUGACUGGACGAGCGAGAAGGCCAAGGCCAGCCUAAAGCGCACCCCUGCCGACUACUUCCUGCUGCAAGUCUUGCUCAAGUUUCGCACGAACAAGGGUCGUGACCCUCACCCGAGCAGUUUCGCCGAGGAUGCCCCGCUCCUACGGCAGAUCCGCGACGACAUCCUGGAAGCCCAGGGGCUGAACAGUGACCUUCUCCCGGACGACUUUGUCACUUACUGUUUCUCUGAGAUGGCCCCGGUGUGUGCAGUGGUUGGUGGAGUGCUGGGACAGGAGAUCGUCAAGGCCCUUUCUCAGAGGGACGCGCCCCACAGAAAUUUCUUCUUCUUCGACGGGCUGAAGGGAAGUGGGGUGGUGGACUACUUCGGGGCCAAGUGAACAGUCCGCCAGUCUCCAGAGUGAGGAGGGGACAGCGAGUUGUCCAGAAAGCACUGGGCAUUGGGCUCAUGUCCCAAAUUCA
Messenger RNA from Megalops cyprinoides (Indo-Pacific tarpon), 1263 nucleotides. It is a transcript of the gene sae1, whose product is annotated as SUMO1 activating enzyme subunit 1. Lineage: Eukaryota; Metazoa; Chordata; Actinopteri; Elopiformes; Megalopidae. Gene Ontology annotation, molecular function: SUMO activating enzyme activity. Gene Ontology annotation, cellular component: SUMO activating enzyme complex; cytoplasm. Gene Ontology annotation, biological process: protein sumoylation. The transcript has 9 exons. Bases 135 to 1181 code for a protein of 348 amino acids. The record is from RefSeq and is a predicted model, not a curated record.